Messenger RNA from Stylophora pistillata, 834 nucleotides. RefSeq names its product THAP domain-containing protein 1-like. NCBI's taxonomy places the organism in Eukaryota, Metazoa, Cnidaria, Anthozoa, Scleractinia, Pocilloporidae. The record is from RefSeq and is a predicted model, not a curated record.
AUGGACAAAGUUCUCAAACAGCUGUACUAUAACGUCAGCAAUUGGUGUGUUCUCGUCAUGGUUAGACAUUGUAUUGCAUACGGGUGCAACGGUCGCAGCAAUAAAGAAGAAUCAAAGAAAUUAUCGUGGCACUCGUUGCAGUUGUCGAACAAGGAAGUGCUACAAACAUGGCUGAUUAAGAUCAAACGGUCGAACACGCCGCUAAGCAAGAAUUCCUACUUAUGUAGUAAACAUUUUGAGGAGGAAUGUUUUACCAAAACCCUUGGAGGAAACAGGAUACGGCUGAAGCCUGGAUCUGUUCCCACAAAGUUUGUGUUUACGGUGCAACAAAAGGAAAGAAAGAGGCCUUGUUAUAGAGGGGAAGCCAUGGACACAAUCAAAAGCAAAACAUCGAGGAAACUAAAUUUAACCACAUAUACCGAUGUUGCAAAAGAUGACGAGCUUGAAUUCUGUCAACCAUUAGAAAGUACUCAACUACAUGAAGAUUUUUCUAUUAAUCAUUAAGAACCCCAGAAAUGCAAGGAUGACGAGCUUCAUGAACAACAGUUUGAAGCGAAGAUAUCAUGUCUACAUGAGAAAAUAAGUGAUCUUGAGAAACUGCUCCAGGAAGAAAGACAUGCUAGGAAAGAACUUGAAAUACUGUGCAGCCAGAGAGCUUUUAACAUUGAUAGUAUUAAGAAGAAUAACAAGUUGAUGAGAUUCUGCACAGGAUUUAAAAGCUAUGAAACUUUUUCAAUAGUCCUAGAUUUUCUUGGAAGGGAUGCUCCAAGUCAACUUGACUACAAGAAGAAUGAAAGGUCAGAAUGCAAUUCUAGAUCAGUGGUUUUAAAUUAA